GCUCAAACGUGUCACUAUUCAAGAAAUCGCCGAGAGCCAAAUCCAGCCGAGUGCGUCGUGCGGAUACAAGCACCCAGCCGAACGCAAUGGAGAAGCCGCAUCCUUUGGACUGGGAAGCACGAGCUCGGGAAGAGCUCGGAGAAACGCCGGAAGUUAGAGAAGCUGCCCUCAAGGAAUUCGCGGCCAAGGCGAUCAAGCUUGAGAACUUCAAUCCGCGAUUGGAUGAGAAUUUCCUGCUCAGGUUCUUGAGAUCGAAGAAAUUUGACGUCGACAAAGCCUUCAAGUCGUACAAGAAGUUCCACACCAUCAGAUUGAUAGAUCCGGAACGUUAUCUGCCAGUCGGGGUGGGUCCUCUGCGGUACAAGCCCGGAUUUGAUCUCGCUACCGGAACACAGCUCAGAGAGUACAAUCCGAUCGAUGGCUCUUUCGUCGUCAUAUGGCGAGUCGGGAAUUGGCAUCCAGAAUGUGGCUUCGACCUCAGUGAUAUUUUCACGCCUACUGCCAUGGGUGGGGACUUCCGACUCCGAGAGGAGCAGGCUCAAGUGGCGGGAUGUCACAUGGUGAUGGAUUUAGGUCAGAUGCAUUUGUCGUACAUUCGGCAUUUUCCAUUCUCCGCGAUCAAGGCCCUCAUCAUGACCAUCCAAGACGGAUAUCCGUGCCGCUUCAAAGGAUUCCACGUCGUCAAUAAUUCUUCACUCUGGGACUACAUCUGGGCUGUUUCGAAACCUUUCUUGAAGGCGAAGAUCAAGGAACGAGUGUAUCUGCACGGCGCCAAUGUAAAGUCUCUCCACAAGCACAUUUGUCCUAGCAUCCUCCCGGAGGAAUACGGGGGGAAAGGCGGUCCUUUCGAUUGGAGCUGGAUAACCGGAGAACUUUACGCUAGGAAUGAAGAAUUCAUCCGACUCAGUCAUUACGGCUAUAUCACGAAGGGUCCUGAGCAGCGUAGAGAUGGUUAA
Messenger RNA from Galendromus occidentalis (western predatory mite), 956 nucleotides. RefSeq names its product alpha-tocopherol transfer protein-like. Lineage: Eukaryota; Metazoa; Arthropoda; Arachnida; Mesostigmata; Phytoseiidae. Gene Ontology annotation, cellular component: membrane. The coding region runs from base 87 to 956 and encodes 289 amino acids. The record is from RefSeq and is a predicted model, not a curated record. Gene Ontology annotation, molecular function: phosphatidylinositol bisphosphate binding. The transcript has 4 exons.